AUGAUACCAACUUUCAAAAGGAUGAUGUCCAGCAAGCCAACGAUCCCCAAGCAGUUCAAAUCACUGGUUUACUCAUCUCAUAGUGUUGAAGAUCCAACUUCAGUACUAACCUUACAACGAUACACUCCAAAGGAAGAUCUCACUAAGUCUAUUGUACUACGUUCUUUAGCCUUCCCAAUCAACCCUUCUGAUAUCAAUCAGUUACAAGGAGUGUACCCCUCUUUACCCGAAAAAACCUUAGAUUACUCUACGAAAGCUCCUUCUGCAAUUGCUGGUAAUGAAGGUGUCUUUGAAGUAGUUUCUAUUCCAGAAGGUGAAACAGACCUGGUUCAAGGCGAUUGGGUAAUCCCGCUCGAAGCCAAUCAGGGAACUUGGUCAGAUUACAGAGUUUUUGCUAAUUCUUCAGAUUUGAUUAAAGUUAAUGACCUUGAUCUUUAUACUGCAGCAACAAUUUCUGUUAAUGGUUGUACUGCAUAUCAACUAGUGAAGAAUUAUGUCAAUUGGGAUGUGCAAAGUCUAGGUAAUGAAUGGCUGGUUCAAAAUGCGGGAACUUCGGGUGUUUCCAAGAUGGUAAGUCAAAUAGCGAAGGCGAAUGGUAUCAAGACAUUAAGUGUCAUUCGUGAUAGGGAUGAUUUUGAUGAAGUUGCUAGUACUUUGGAGAAAAAAUAUGGUGCAACAAAAGUCAUCUCCGAAACUCAAAAUAAUGAUAAGCAAUUUAAUAAGGAAGAAUUACCAAAGAUUUUAGGUUCUCAUGCUAGGGUAAGAUUGGCACUCAAUUCUGUUGGGGGAAAAUCCAGUUCAGCUAUUGCAAGAAAGUUAGAAAAUGAUGCCUUAAUGCUAACCUAUGGUGGGAUGUCCAAACAACCUGUUACACUUCCAACAUCAUUGCAUAUCUUCAAAGGACUAACAUCUAAAGGGUUUUGGAUUACAAAAAACGUUAAGGAAAGACCCCAAGAUAAGAUUGAUGCCGUCCAGAACAUAACUGAAAUGUACAAGGAUGGAACAUUCCUUUCUCCCAGAGAUGAAAUUGAAAAAUUACAAUGGGAUGUCAGAAGAGCAUCGGAUAACGAUAUUCUUGAACUAGUCAAAGCUGGAAUAAGAGGGAAAGGGAAAAAGAAGGUGGUUGCCUUACAAUGGUGA
Messenger RNA from Naumovozyma castellii, 1140 nucleotides. It is a transcript of the gene ETR1, whose product is annotated as enoyl-[acyl-carrier-protein] reductase. Bases 1 to 1140 code for a protein of 379 amino acids. The transcript has a single exon. Lineage: Eukaryota; Fungi; Ascomycota; Saccharomycetes; Saccharomycetales; Saccharomycetaceae. The record is from RefSeq and is a predicted model, not a curated record.